AUGGGUGACGCUUCAGUUUACUCCUACCCUUCCCCUCUGACUGGGUACGAAAGUGCUCCACCUUUGCCCGAGGAGAAGGCCGAGGACGGCAAGAGUUAUGUGAAUCCUCCGGCAGAGAAGCGCAGCGAGGCAUACGACAAGUUUAUCGCUCCUCUCGACCAGGGUAUCCGAGGAGGCUUCGACCUUCACAUUUACUAUCUUCAGACCAACCCGGAACAAUCCAAGUAUGCCAAUGAGUUGUGGCAACGCAUCCGAAGAGAAUUUCCUGAACUCCGAAUCUAUCGCUUCUGGGAUCGACCAAUCGGACCUCACCCAAUCGCCAUGUUCGAGGUCAACGUCUUUACUCCCGCACAAUUUGGCGCAUUCGUCUCAUGGCUUGCAAUCUGGCGUGGACCCUUGUCGGUGCUCAUCCAUCCCAAUGUCGUCCCAGAAGAGGGCGUCGAUCGCAGGGCGUCAGAGAAGCGAGAUCACUUGGAGAGGGCCAUCUGGAUGGGUGAGAGGUUGCCACUGGAUGUCAGUCUGUUCAACAAGGGAUGA
This is a messenger RNA of Fusarium keratoplasticum, 537 nucleotides long. RefSeq lists its product as uncharacterized. Lineage: Eukaryota; Fungi; Ascomycota; Sordariomycetes; Hypocreales; Nectriaceae. The transcript has 3 exons. The record is from RefSeq and is a predicted model, not a curated record. Bases 1 to 537 code for a protein of 178 amino acids.